AUGGCCAUGCUUUCAAUUGGAAUUCCUUUGUUUGGCAAAAAGAAAAAAUGUGGAUUGCGGCCACCAUCAUUUCAACCCUCUAGCUAUUUAGAUCCAAAAGUGGGGGGUGUUCCAAUUAUUCCCCUGCCAUUUGAAGCUUCUUUCAACGAAAAAAUUAACCUCCAGUGUCAGACAUGCCAAAAAUCUUUGUUUUUGCUCUUUCAAGCUUGCACGCCAUUCGAUCGAGAAGGCAUUGACAGGAUCUUGUUUGUUUUUGAAUGCAAUAAUUUUGAAUGCACCCGCUCCAGUGAGAGCAUCGUUGCGUUUGCUGCAUAUUUGAGGGUGCCGAAGACCCCCGUUCCACAUGUAACUACUAGUCUCCAUACAGGUCCAAAGAAAGAUGCGCCAAUAAAAAAAGAAGCUAAACUUUUCAAUCCGUUUGUUAUUGAAAAUGUGGUCACAAAUUGCCCUGCUCAAGACAAACUAACUAUAAAAGAGGACGAUGAGCUUGUUUUUAUCUCAAAGCCCUUUCCUUUGCCACGAAAAUUUACAGCCUAUCCUAUUGAAUUUGAGGAACGAGAUGUGUUUGAAAUGGACGAUAUCGCCAACUCUGAUAGCGAAUCUGACACGCAAGGCGAUGAUUUAGAAAACCUUGCGCAAAAUCUUUCCCUGACAAAAGAAAUUUUUGGCAAUCAUCUGCAUGAAGAUAGUGAAACGCUUGGCUUCGAGAACGAGAGUUUUGAAAGAAUCCUACCGCCAAAUCUUGAUGAGAAUUUUUAUAAUUUUGAAAAAACCAUCUUAAAGGAACCUUGGCAAGUGAUAAGGUAUUCUUGGAAUGGCUUUCCGCUUUUGGCUCAGUCACCGGUCAAUGCUGAUUUCAGGUGCCAUUCCUGCAGUUCCCCGCUUGUUUUUGAGUGCCAGCUUAUGCCGGCCCUUCUGCAUCUUUUACAAACAGAAAAGGAGGCCUCCAUUGGUCUCAACUCGGACUCAACCAUUAACGAAAAUAGCAAGGGAAUGGAAUGGGCCACCAUUCUCAUUUAUUCCUGCUCAUCUGAUUGUGGGGCAUCAAAGCUUCAGAGCAAUCCGGAUCGCCAAGAUGCACAGGAUGCACAAGAUGAGCAUUGCAUUAUUUUUUGUAAUGCAAUCAUUCAACAUGAGCCUAAUUCUUGA
Messenger RNA from Mitosporidium daphniae, 1149 nucleotides. RefSeq lists its product as uncharacterized. The transcript has a single exon. NCBI's taxonomy places the organism in Eukaryota, Fungi, Microsporidia. Bases 1 to 1149 code for a protein of 382 amino acids. The record is from RefSeq and is a predicted model, not a curated record. Gene Ontology annotation, cellular component: cytoplasm.